AUGACUUCCGAUAGUCGAACAUCGACGAGAAAAGCCGUCAUUCUGUUAAUAGUAUUUUUGCCUGUGAUGGUAUUUCUAGUUUUUGCUUAUGGAGGGUAUAGACACUCGGUACGUGUCAAGGUGUUCAUGGAUGGCUCUGGGAUUACCAACUCGUCAGUCGUACGACAGGGACUACCGGAAAGCAGCAUACGAUUUCCUAAACCUCUCAAAAUACACAGUCUGCCAUUAAGUAAUUUCUCCGAAGGUCUCGCUCCAGCGUCUAAAAUCGAAGAAUUUCCUUCUGUGACAGUUUCUCCUCACUGUAUCGAGCUUCUUGCUGCCCCUGUCAAUAUCGUCCCCACCAGUAGAGAUGACAAGAUGGAUAUUGCCACUAUGGACACAACUCCGAUUACGUUGCCCAAACUGACAGAGAAAGUUAGAAUUCUUUGUUGGCUUGCCACAAACCCCAACUAUGCCGUGAAAAGACUGCCCCAUGUUAUAAAUACUUGGGGUUCAAGAUGUGAUAAAAUGGUUUAUUUCAGUUCUUUCGAAGAUAAUGACGUUCCUAUAGUGAAACUAGACAUUCCGGAAGGACCGUCUUUUCUUUGGGGAAAGACCAAGGCUGCUUUCGCUUACAUAUAUAAGAACUAUUUCAAUGACUACGACUGGUUUUUAAAAGCGGACGACGACUCGUUUAUUAUCAUUGAAAACCUACGAUAUUUUCUUCAACAGUACGACACGUCGCAACCACUUUAUUUCGGCCACAAACUGGUGAACCACCGAGUCAACCAAACUUUUAACAGUGGUGGCGCUGGUUACGUUCUUAGUAAGUCAGCUUUGCGACGAUUCGUCGAAUGUGGAAUUCCGAAUCCCAGUAAAUGCAGCCCCAUCAACGUUGGAAAGGAGGAUUUAGAAAUGGCGAAAUGUCUUGAAAAACUUGGCGUUGUUAUGGGUGACACGAGAGACCCUCUGGGAAGACAGAGGUUUAUACCAUUUAUCACGAGACUUACCUAUCAGGUCACGUGGACUCGUGGUAUUAUGGUUCCGUGGUUCAUCCCUAUAAUAAGGUACAGUACAUUUAUUACAGGUUUGCUUUAUGCAGACAAGGGGGAAGAAUGCUGUUCCGAUUACGUCAUCAGUUUCCACUAUCUCAAACCAGAUCAGAUGGAAGUACUGGACUAUCUCAUCUACCACGUGCGUCUCUACCUCGUGACUGGUGAUGGUACCUUUACGUGA
Messenger RNA from Saccoglossus kowalevskii, 1215 nucleotides. RefSeq names its product glycoprotein-N-acetylgalactosamine 3-beta-galactosyltransferase 1 pseudogene. The record is from RefSeq and is a predicted model, not a curated record. NCBI's taxonomy places the organism in Eukaryota, Metazoa, Hemichordata, Enteropneusta, Harrimaniidae.